AUUAAGAGAGAGAGAGAGAAUAAACCCAAAUUCAAACUCCCGAAAUAACAAAAUUGGGGUUAGGGCUCUAGCAUCUACUGGACUCAUUCUACGCUCACUUUUCUGCAACUAAGGCUUGGAUCAGUAACUCUAAGCUUUGGAUCAAUCAUUCUAAGCUCUCAAAUUCAAAUAGCCCUAAUUGAAACUGUUUUUAGCCUGAUAUAUAUGCACUGAAGAUUAUCAACAUUAUGGAAUAGUGCAGGAACUUGAACAAGUUGAUGAUAGGCCGUUCACAGAAAUGGGAGAAGUGAAUUUUAUACAGGAGGAGGAUGCACGAUUGGAGACUACACGGGCUAGAUUUUCAAAUGUACUCAAAAGGCAUGGAGAAUUAACAGAGCGUCUUUCCAGGGAUUCUGACAAGACAAUUUUUGAGCGUUUACAAAAGGAAUUUGAAGCUGCACGUGCUUCUCAAACUCAAGAAAUUUGUUUAGAUGGCGAACAAUGGAAUGAUGGGUUAUUAGCUACGAUAAGGGAGCGGGUUCACAUGGAGGCUGAAAGAAAGGCAAUGCCAGGGGAUGCAAACAUGAUGCAAGGUCUUCAUUUCCACGAAAAAAUUACUUACAAAGUUGGAACUAAGGUUAUCUGCUGUUUAGAAGGAGCAAGGAUUGGCAUACAAUAUGAGACAUCUUUUGCUGGAGAACCUUGUGAGCUGUACCAUUGUGUGCUCGAGAGCAAGUCAUUUCUUGAAAAGAUGACUGUCCUUGAACACACAGUUCCAUUCUUUCUGCCAAUACGUGAAACAGAAAAUGAUCUUCUCUCUUCCAAUGCAAUGAAAUUCAUAGAUCAUGUUGGAGAACUGUUGCAAGCUUAUGUCGAUAGACGAGAGCAGGUUCGCCUUAUUAAGGAAUUGUAUGGAAAUCAAAUUGGAGAGCUUUAUCAUAGUCUUCCUUAUCACAUGGUUGAAUUUGUACUAGAGGAUUUUGAUUGCAAGGUAACGGUUAGUCUUAGAUAUGCAGAUCUCCUAUCCGUACUUCCAACUCGAAUCAGUGCCCUGGCAUGGCCCAUGCAUGUAUCCAAGAAAUCUUCAAAUCCUGCAACAAUGAUCAGGAAGGGAAAUGGAGCUGUAGGAAGUCACCCUAUACCAGCACGUUUAUCUUAUGCGGAGGAGGCAUUACGAACUUUGAGUUUACCAGAAGCGUACGCGGAGAUUGUGUUGAACCUGCCCCAAGCUCUUCAACAAAUAUUUCCGCACAGGAAUCCUGCUUAGUGCCUGCUCUUUCCGCCGGAGAAGUGCUCUCUAUAUCGUAUACAAAGCAAUUGCAGAGAUGAUACUGGCUGCAAGUUCAAUCUGUGUUUUACUUGAUGUGUAUAUAAUGUAAUCCCCCUUCCCCGACUCAAUAAAUGAUGCUGGAAAGUCAAAUGUUAGUCACUGAACUAAAAUGCAAUUUAGUCAUAUAUGACACAAUUUAUCAUUUAAAUUGUUAUGUUAUGUUUUUUUUUUUUUUUUUUCAAUAUGAUUACUAUGUCUUGGAAGCUGUCAUAAUAUUUUUGUUUGGUUCA
Cornus florida is the source of this 1539-nucleotide messenger RNA. RefSeq lists its product as uncharacterized. The coding region runs from base 278 to 1246 and encodes 322 amino acids. Gene Ontology annotation, cellular component: Mis6-Sim4 complex; kinetochore. The record is from RefSeq and is a predicted model, not a curated record. The transcript has 13 exons. NCBI's taxonomy places the organism in Eukaryota, Viridiplantae, Streptophyta, Magnoliopsida, Cornales, Cornaceae.